This is a messenger RNA of Nomia melanderi (Alkali bee), 3246 nucleotides long. RefSeq names its product SRY-box transcription factor soxNeuro (gene SoxN). The record is from RefSeq and is a predicted model, not a curated record. Gene Ontology annotation, biological process: positive regulation of transcription by RNA polymerase II; neuron differentiation; brain development. Lineage: Eukaryota; Metazoa; Arthropoda; Insecta; Hymenoptera; Halictidae. Gene Ontology annotation, cellular component: nucleus. Gene Ontology annotation, molecular function: DNA-binding transcription activator activity, RNA polymerase II-specific; RNA polymerase II cis-regulatory region sequence-specific DNA binding.
CCUGCAGCCAGUCACGAGCCGUGUCGUCGGGACUCCGAAAGAGAGACGAUAGAGGGAGCGAGAGACAGAGAGAGAGAGAGAGAGAGAGAGAGAGAGGGAGAGAGCGAGAGAAAGAGAGAGAGAGAGAGAGAGAACGCGCAGCGUGCUAGCAGGGGAAGAAAGUGACAGUGUGUCGUCAGUUCUCGUUCGGACACUGCAGCGUGGAUCGUGCGACCAGCCGGGACCGUGUUGAUAUCGUGUACACACGAUGAUUAGAGACAACUGAGAGGGAGCGAGAGAAACUUUACACUCACGGUGACUUCUCGUGAUUACCAACAGCCGAAGGACAGAGAAACGGAGUAACAGGAUCCAGGAAUGCGCGGAUUCGUAGAUCGUAAAAUGUGCGGUGUGCUCGGUUGACUGUCGUAUUCGAUAACACGUUUGCUUGGUGACGAUUGUGCGACGGGAUUUGUUACACGGUGACUCUGCCUGCCGAAUUCCCCCGAGAACCAGAGCCGAGACGGAAACGCAGGGACGUUUGUUUUCGUGUGAGAAACAGUGAUCGUUGGUGUGCAGUCGCAGUCAUUUCAACAAGUGGUGCUGAUUCGGAGUACCCCUGACUCGGGACAACACGUACAGACUUAUCCUACCGGAGAGCGUAUGAUCGAGGGACGAUCAAAACCGCUACACAUGUCACAAUCCCGAAGAAGGUCCAUUGGAGCGGUGGCCGUAUAGUCUUCGCCGCUGCACAGUGAGCGUGGUGUAGCACGGUGUCGGACGUUCGACCGGUACAUCCCGGCCGAAGAAGCGGUUCGCCCGUUUUGUUCUUAACGUCGACCGGUCCCUGUAAAAGCACCAAGCUGUACGGGCACCGGGAAGAAGACAUGCUCACGAUGGAGUCGGACCUGAAGGGUGGCAGUUUACACGCUCAAAUGCCACCGCACCCUCAUCAGGGUGUUUCUCCGAUGGGUCAUCAUACAGGGGUCUCGCCGUACGGUAGCCUGGGUUCGAUAGUGCACAGCCCGGCGCUGUCCGGCAGCCCGCCGAGCGCCGGAGGCCUGGGACUCGGUCUCCAGCAUCAUCAUCAAACAUCCCAGCAUCACUACGCUUCGAUGCAGGCCGCGCAACAGCAGCAGCAACAACAGCAGCAGCAAAGCAUGCACUCAUUGGCGCAACAAGGUGGCGGGCAACAGCAGCAACAGCACCAUCCCCAUCAGCAGCAACAGCAGCAAGCCCAGCCCCAGCAACAUCACCAAGCGCCGAAUAACAACAACAACACCAGUAAGAACAACAACAUAGAUCGGGUGAAGAGGCCGAUGAACGCGUUCAUGGUGUGGUCCCGGGGACAGCGGCGCAAGAUGGCGCAGGAGAACCCGAAGAUGCAUAACUCCGAGAUUUCGAAGCGGCUCGGCGCCGAGUGGAAGUUGCUCAGCGAGACGGAGAAGCGGCCCUUCAUCGACGAAGCGAAACGAUUGAGAGCAGUACAUAUGAAGGAGCAUCCGGAUUACAAGUACAGGCCGCGACGCAAGACAAAAACGCUGUUGAAGAAGGACAAGUUCCCGUUGGGCAGCGGUGUGCCCGGGGUUGGAGGUAUGCUGGGCGUCGAUCAGAGACAAGUCGGGACGACCGGUGGUCCCCAACAGGCGCAGCUCUCCCGUGACGUUUAUCAGAUGCCCAAUGGAUACAUGCCGAAUGGAUACAUGAUGCACGAUCCGACGGCGGCGUACCAACAGCACGUCGCUUACGGAAGUCACAUGGGCGGCGCGGCCGCCGCGGCCGCUGCGUCCGCCGCCGGCUACCCCAGGUACGACAUGGGACACCACAUGGGCGGCGGCAGCCCGAGCCCCAUCAACAGCUACAUGAACGGUUACGGUGGAUACGGCAGCACCACUGUGCCCGGCGGAUCGCCAUCCCCCUAUCACCAAGCGCAGCCCGGAUCUCAGAUGUCCAGUCACAGUCCGAGCGGUAGCAGUAUAAAAUCUGAGCCGACGAGUCCGGCGAGCGGCGGGAUACACACGCCGACGCCCACGGGAGCAUCGUCAACGGCCGGGGCCGGUGGCCAAGUCGUGAAGCGAGAAUACAUGGGCCAGCAGCAGACGCAGCAGUCACAGGGCGACCUUAGACAGAUGAUCUCGAUGUAUCUGCCGCAGGGUGUCGAUCAGGGGGUCGUGCAACACGGAGCCGGCGUCUACUCGCCAGGGCCGUCGCCGGACCCGCUCGCACAGCAUCAUUCCGCCAUUCCGCCUCUAACUCACAUGUCGGAGAGUGACCGUAAAAUGUUGAAUCCAGAAACCGGCUGCUACUCGGAGUCCGUACGCGCAUGGUACCGGUACCCCGAAGAAGUCCGCAGACUAGCGUCCAGCCAAUACUGCCUGGGCUCGUCGUUAUCCUGAAACCAGGAACCGGACGGGGACCUUUAACUCUGACUUCCCGCACGACAGAUGAGCGCGGCGAUCACCGGAGGCAAAUAGAGCGGCGGGAUAAAUCAGUUAGCGCGAUAAAUUGAAUCGAAUCGACGAUGGGACUGAUCGAAUCGCGCGUCCGAAGUGUCCGUAGACGCCGCGGCUAUUAAUCAGCGACGGCUCGCGUCGUCCGUUUCGCCAGCAGCGUGUGAUUAUUGUCGCUAUUAUUAUCAUCCGUCCGACGAACGAGAUCGACGAACGGUUAUCAUUACCGGAGAUCCAUGAUUAUCAUUAUUUACGGCGUGGCGGACCGCCCGGCUGAAUAAUUCAUGCGCAACCCGCGGGCUUCCUCUUUCUUUACCCCUCUAACGAACGAAAGGCGGCCCGACGCGGCGCGGAAUCUCCGCUCAUUUUAAAUAAUACACGUCGAAUGUAACCGUAAGACAACACAAUUUUAUAUUUUACCUUUAAGCAAUCCGUUCGUGUUUUAAUUGUACAAUCGUGGAGCACCGUCUCGAACGAGAGGAGGCCGUUUCUCGAAUGGUGAAGCGGUAGUCGUGACUCGAAACACGGGAUUUCGAAGGUACAACGGGAGAGAGAGCGGUCUCAUAUACUGUUUAACAUUCAGGAAGAAAAGAGAGGAGCCAAUAGGGAUACUGACAAUUUACGGAACGGCUGGCUUCUUCCCCUUUCUGCUGUUUUCUCGUUAAUUAUUCCAGGCGUGCGCGUAUGCCGACGGAAUAUACGCGAUCGUAGAUAGACGGAUGCGCGCGAUCGACGCAACGUGACGAUCGUUCGCGAGACAACAUCUCUAGAGUCGCAGCUAUACCGUGAGACAAAUGUACAUACAGGUGGAUAAAUAAAA